GGCCGCGGCCGCUGAUUCCGGGUCCCGCCGCUGAUCCCCGGCCGGGCCUGGCUGCGCGGCCUCGGCACCAUGAAGGCGAUAAUCCAGCGGGUCAGCCAGGCCAGCGUGACAGUGGGUGGGGAACAAAUAAGUUCCAUUGGAAGAGGCAUCUGUGUGUUGCUGGGUAUUUCUUUGGAAGAUACUCACAAAGAGCUAGAACACAUGGUUCGCAAGAUUUUAAACUUGCGUGUGUUUGAAGACGAAAGUGGAAAACACUGGUCUAAAAGCGUGAUGGAUAAACAGUAUGAGGUGCUUUGUGUCAGCCAGUUCACUCUGCAGUGCAUCCUGAAAGGAAACAAACCAGACUAUCACAUGGCUAUGCCUGCAGACCAAGCAGAGUCUUUCUACAACAACUUCCUAGAACAACUUAAAAAAGCCUACAAGCCAGAGCUUAUUAAAGAUGGCAAGUUUGGAGCCUACAUGCAAGUAAACAUCCAGAAUGAUGGUCCUGUGACUAUAGAACUGGAAUCCCCUGCUGCCACCGUGGACCCCAAGCAGCUGGCAAAGCUUGAAAAACAGCAGCAAAGGAAAGAGAAGACCAGAACCAAGGUACCCUCUGAAUCAAGUAGAGAAAGAAAUGCGCCUCGUAAUAAGGAUGACCCCAGUGCAAGCAGUGGAGCAGAGGGAGAUGUGUCUUCUGAAAGGGAACCUUGAUCCUCAAAAGCAGGCCUCAGUUUGUCAUACAAAGGCUAUGUUGGAGCCUUAAGAAUUCACAGUUUACAUUAUCGUCGGAGUCGAUCUUAAAAGACUUUGGAAAAGAAAGAAAAGUAGGAAAAUAGAACUAAGAAAUUAUGACUCUACAUCAUUCUGUACUAAAAACAACCAAAGGAAAGUUACCAGUUUCAGUUAAAAUGUAUUCGUAGUAGUGAAAAUGACUCACAGCAUUUUUCUGUGCAUCUGUGUUUGUUUUCACAUGGUUUACUGAAUGAAGGGUGAUUUUUUUAAUGCAGAUUGUAACAGAACAUAUGACAACAGAGCACAUGAUCAAUUUCCAAAAAUAAAUCAGGUUUUUCCUCAAAUUCUGACUUUAAUUCCGAAGAUAUCUCAAAGCGAGCUUGUAUUUUCAUUUGCGUUAUGUAGUGUCAUGUGCUGCCUGUUUCCAUAGCAAUGUAUAAAUCUGUGUACAUUACCAUAUAUUGUACAAUCUCUGUCUAACACCAGUUUUGGGAGUACAGUCUUUUUUCAUGUGUUAAAAAAACUGUCAUUGAUAAUUUAUCAUGUGAAAUUUAUCAUGUGAAAGUCUUAUAAAACUUUUUUUUUUUAAGAAAACACUUUAAUAAACAAAUUACACUACCU
Messenger RNA from Gopherus evgoodei (Goodes thornscrub tortoise), 1335 nucleotides. RefSeq names its product D-aminoacyl-tRNA deacylase 1 (gene DTD1). The transcript is spliced from 6 exons. The record is from RefSeq and is a predicted model, not a curated record. Gene Ontology annotation, cellular component: cytoplasm. The coding region runs from base 70 to 693 and encodes 207 amino acids. Gene Ontology annotation, biological process: tRNA metabolic process. NCBI's taxonomy places the organism in Eukaryota, Metazoa, Chordata, Testudines, Testudinidae. Gene Ontology annotation, molecular function: D-tyrosyl-tRNA(Tyr) deacylase activity.